Messenger RNA from Ilyonectria robusta, 2172 nucleotides. RefSeq lists its product as uncharacterized. Gene Ontology annotation, cellular component: RSF complex. Lineage: Eukaryota; Fungi; Ascomycota; Sordariomycetes; Hypocreales; Nectriaceae. The record is from RefSeq and is a predicted model, not a curated record. Bases 1 to 2172 code for a protein of 723 amino acids. The transcript is spliced from 5 exons. Gene Ontology annotation, biological process: regulation of DNA-templated transcription.
AUGUCGUCACGCAAACGAUCCCUCCAAGCCGUCGAUGGCGACUCUGGCGACUCGGAGCCAUCUCUGCUGCAUCGAAUCCGAAACAUGUGGCAGUUCGCAAACCUAUGCCAGUGGAUCUACACCUUCGGCAAGGCUGCCAAAAUCCCAGACUCCAUUGACAUUGAGGAAAUCGAAGUCGAGUGCCUCAAACCGAUCUCGCCCAUGCUAGGGGACAUUGCCCUUGCGCUUCUCAAACUCGUAUCGUCGCAUCGCGGCUUGACCCACGAUAUUUUUGAUGACCAAGCACGCAAGCAGUUCCUGGCCAAAGCGCCGAGUGACAACCCGUUUGGUGACGACGAAGUGCCUGCCAAGUUCAGCGAUUUCGAUGUCUUGACCAAGAUUCGGGUUUUACAGCAGUUAACACAGUGGACGAUGAUCCACCCCGAACGCAUCCGGGACAAGAUGGAGGAGCAAAAGGACACUGAGCAAACGAACUGGCGAAUCGAGCCGUACGGAUGGGACGCCGAUGACCGAACGUACUAUGUCCUGGACGACAACAGAGUGUAUCGCUUGACGGAGGCUCCUCCCUCCGCUCCGACAACGAAGCCAAAGAAGUCGAAAACAUACCGUGGCGGGCGUCGAUCAAGCAAAAGACGGAGAACAACCAUUUCUACCGAAGAUGAACUAGCCGAUACGGACAAUGGAGCGAACAGAGAACAAGAAGAAGAUGACAGCCUCGGGGGCAUGACCUGGGAGUGUGUUGCCGUCACAUUGGCUGAUGUGCGAUCCGUUGUUGACGGAUUCCGGAAAACUCGAGAUGAGAACGAAAAGAUCCUGAGAAGCCAGUUGGAAGAUCACCUCGUGCCCAUUCUGGAAAAACAAGAGGAUGGCCGGAAACGGAAAGAUUUACAGCGUGAACGCGAACUGGCCAACCUUGCCAAGAUGGCCAACGCCAAACGAUCAAGCCGCAUUGCCGGGAAGAUCGAGCAACAGAAACAAGAAGAACGUGCCAAGGACGAAGAAAAAAGCCGCCGACAGGCCGAGGUAGCAAAACGACGCGAAGAAGCGACGAAUCUCAAAAUGGAGAGGGAGCGGGAUACUAGAUUGAUAUCGCGAGAAAAGCGCCAGCAAGAACGCGAUGCCCGCCGUCGUCAGCAUGAGGACGAGCUUGCGCAAUUGUCGGAGGAUGGCAAAAGCAUGACAGCCAGCGAUGGACGCAUAUCAGAGCGUCGCCUCCAGGCGGAGAUUGAGAGAAACAAGCUAGCUCUAAAGGAGCUCGAACAAGAAGAAGAGGACUGGGUUUUCGACUGUCUCUGUGGCCUGUACGGACAGGUCGACGACGGAACACAUAGCGUCGCGUGCGAGAAAUGCAACAUCUGGCAGCAUAGCAAGUGUCUGGGAAUCACCGAAGCAGAGGCUGAACGCCCGGAGUUCCAAUUUGUAUGCGGAUCUUGCACUCGCCACGAGGAGGCCAAGGCUCGUCCCAGGACAACUAUCAAGUUGAAAGUCACCCACCCACACAGCCCGCGCGGACAAGGUCAACCAGCUCAGCAAUCAAGCAACACUCCCGCGCCUAAAGCUGUCAAAAUCUCUCCCAAAAGCUCGGUACCUGCCGGUGGGAUCAACGGCCAGGCGUUGAAUGAUGCAUCAAUGGCGUCUAGCUCGGCCAACGGUUCCAUUCUCGAUGGCGUUGCCCCGUCACCCAACUCGAUGUUGGGCACCCCUCAACCAGUCCUGAGUACUCCCCGGGCAAUUCCGAUUAUUCCGGCGCCUAUCAAGUUGGAUGCAGGCGAGACUGAUCGACAGCAUCAGGCUGGCAACCCGCAGCAAAGCGCUACUGCUGCUUCUCCAACGGCAUCUGUGAGAACUGCUAGUCCAUCUAGCAGCUUUCAGAGCCUCUCAGGUGGCCGAUCAUUUGAGUCUGCACUAAGUACGCCCAAAAUCAGCCGCGAUAUUUAUCGUGCCGCGUACGUGCAGAACGGCACCCUUCCUGCCCAAGCUGGCAUCUCGCCUACAAAACACUCACCGCUGCGACCGACAGACCCAGGCAGUGCAAACAAAAUCAGCGUCGCAACUCCGAUUCUUCCCCCGGUUGCGAGUCUCUCCCCGUCUCCCAGGCCCCAGGUAUUGACACCACCAUCGAAACCAUCAGAGCCGCCGCGACGCUCCGGGAGUCCCUCUGCCAAGCCUUGA